Penicillium lagena is the source of this 708-nucleotide messenger RNA. RefSeq lists its product as uncharacterized. The coding region runs from base 1 to 708 and encodes 235 amino acids. The record is from RefSeq and is a predicted model, not a curated record. Lineage: Eukaryota; Fungi; Ascomycota; Eurotiomycetes; Eurotiales; Aspergillaceae. The transcript has a single exon.
AUGCACUUCGCCGUUACAGCUGUGUUCGCUCUCUCCUCUCUGGGCGUCCUCACCUCCGCUGCCCCCGUCUCCAACCAGCAGAAUGGAGAUCUCGCCCGCCGCAAGGUGCCUUACAAAGUAGUCAACGUCGACGACAACACCACUCCCACCUCGACACCUUCAUCUCCCGACCCUGAGGCCACAGACACCGUGGUCCAGACCGUGACCGUGCCAGCCCAGGACUCAGCCCCGCAAGCCGUGACGGUCACCGUGACACCCACCCCAUCCCCAUCCCGCUCGCCUCUUUCUUCGCCUUCAUCUUCGUCGUCAGUGAUUCCCACUUCGACUCCACUGUACCGCAUCCUGCAUGAGCAGCCCGCCGCCUCUGGGCGCAGCAGCAGUAGCAGCGCCACGCCGAUCCCUACCAGCUCGUUGUUCUGGCGUCGUGACUGGGAUUGGGGCUACUCAUCUUCUUCCACUCCGUCUUCGAGUCUGACGGUGCCUGCCGUGUCUACUCCGCUCGAACGCCGCCAGUGGGAUUGGGGUUACUCUUCUUCUUCCACUCCUUCUCUCUCGGCGACCCCGUCUUCUUCGAGUCUGACGGUGCCUGCCGUGUCUACUCCGCUCGCUCGUCGUGACUGGGCUUCCUCUUCGAGCGUCUCUUCGAUCACCCCGAGCUCGGUGACUCCUAGCUCGACUCCGGUCUGGAGCACUCCAUUCAGCUACUAA